AUGGUGCCCCACCGGCCCCAUCAUGUCCCCAUAUCCCCGCAGCCCCUGCAGAUCAAGUCGGUGGUGGCCCCCGAGCACGUCAAGGGCUACCUCUACGUGGAGGCCUACAAGCAGACGCACGUCAAGCAGGCCAUCGAGGGCGUGGGCAACCUGCGUGCCGGCUACUGGAACCAGCAGAUGGUCCCCAUCAAGGAGAUGACCGACGUGCUCAAGGUGGUCAAGGAGGUCACCAACCUCAAGCCCAAGGCGUGGGUGCGCCUCAAGAGGGGCAUCUACAAGGACGACAUCGCCCAGGUGGACUACGUGGAGCCCAGCCAGAACCAGAUCUCGCUCAAGAUGAUCCCACGCAUCGACUUCGACCGCAUCAAGGCGCGGAUGAGCCUGAAAGACUGGUUCGCCAAGCGCAAGAAGUUCAAGCGGCCGCCGCAGCGGCUCUUCGACGCCGAGAAGAUCCGGUCCCUGGGGGGCGACGUGGCCUCCGACGGCGACUUCCUCAUCUUCGAGGGCAACCGCUACAGCCGCAAGGGCUUCCUGUUCAAGAGCUUUGCCAUGUCGGCCGUGAUCACGGAGGGGGUGAAACCCACCCUGUCGGAGCUGGAGAAGUUCGAGGACCAGCCUGAGGGCAUCGACCUGGAGGUGGUGACAGAGGGCACAGGCAAGGAGCGGGAGCACAACCUGCAGCCGGGUGACAACGUGGAGGUGUGCGAGGGCGAGCUCAUCAACCUGCAGGGCAAGAUCCUCAGCGUGGACGGCAACAAAGUCACCAUCAUGCCCAAGCACGAGGACCUCAAGGACAUGCUGGAGUUCCCAGCGCAGGAGCUGCGCAAGUACUUCAGGAUGGGCGACCACGUCAAGGUGAUCGCGGGGCGCUUCGAGGGCGACACGGGGCUCAUCGUGCGCGUCGAGGACAACUUCGUCAUCCUCUUCUCCGACCUCACCAUGCACGAGCUCAAGGUGCUGCCGCGGGACCUGCAGCUCUGCUCGGAGACGGCGUCCGGCGUGGACGUGGGUGGCCAGCACGAGUGGGGCGAGUUGGUGCAGCUGGACCCGCAGACCGUGGGCGUCAUUGUGCGCCUGGAGCGCGAGACCUUCCAGGUGCUCAACAUGUACGGGAAGGUGGUGACCGUGCGGCACCAGGCUGUCACCCGCAAAAAGGACAACCGCUUCGCCGUGGCCCUCGACUCGGAGCAGAACAACAUCCACGUCAAGGACAUCGUCAAAGUCAUCGAUGGGCCCCACUCGGGCCGGGAGGGCGAGAUCCGGCACCUCUUCCGCGGCUUCGCCUUCCUGCACUGCAAGAAGCUGGUGGAGAACGGCGGCAUGUUCGUCUGCAAGACCCGCCACCUCGUCCUGGCCGGUGGCUCCAAGCCCCGGGACGUCACCAACUUCACGGUGGGUGGCUUCACCCCCAUGAGCCCCCGCAUCAGCAGCCCCAUGCACCCCAGUGGGGCAGGUGAGGGCUCGCGCCGCCCCGGCGGGAUGACGUCGGCCUACGGGCGCACGCCCAUGUACGGCUCCCAGACGCCCAUGUACGGGGCCGGCUCCCGCACCCCCAUGUACGGCUCCCAGACGCCCCUGCAUGACGGCAGCCGCACGCCGCACUACGGCUCCCAGACCCCCCUGCACGACGGCAGCCGGACCCCGGCCCAGAGCGGCGCCUGGGACCCCAACAACCCCAACACGCCCUCCAGGGCCGACGAGGACUUCGACUACGGUUUUGAGGAGGAGGCGACGCCGUCACCGCAGGGCUACGGGGGGACCCCCAACCCGCAGACCCCCGGCUACCCCGACCCCGCGUCGCCCCAGCUCAACGCUCCCUACAACCCGCAGACGCCGGGGACGCCGGCCAUGUACAACACGGAGCAGUUCUCGCCCUAUGCGGUGCCGUCGCCCCAGGGCUCCUACCAGCCCAGCCCCAGUCCCCAGAGCUACCACCAAGUGGCCCCCAGCCCGGUGGGCUACCAGAACACGCACUCGCCGGCCAGCUACCACCCCACGCCGUCACCCAUGGCCUACCAGGCCAGCCCCAGCCCCAGCCCCGUGGGCUACAGCCCCAUGACGCCGGGGGCGCCGUCGCCGGGCGGCUACAACCCGCACACGCCCGGCUCGGGCAUCGAGCAGAGCUCCGGAGACUGGGUCACCACCGACAUCCAGGUGACCGUGCGGGACACCUACCCGGACAGCCAGGUGGCGGGACAGGCGGGCGUCAUCCGCAGCGUCACGGGCGGGAUGUGCUCUGUGUACCUCAAGGACGGCGAGAAGGUGGUGAGCGUAUCCAGCGAGCACCUGGAGCCCGUGACGCCCACCAAGAGCAACAAGGUCAAGGUGAUCCUGGGCGAGGACCGCGAGGCCACCGGGAUCCUGCUCAGCAUCGACGGCGAGGACGGAAUCGUGCGCAUGGACCUGGAGGAGCAGCUCAAGAUCCUCAACCUGCGCUUCCUGGGCAAGCUGCUGGAGGCCUGAGGGGGUGCGGGGAUCCAGCCGGGAUCCCCCGGGAACCCCCCAAACUGCCAGGAUCCCCCCGGGAUCCCCAGGAUCCCGCUGGGAUCCCCCAGGAACCCUCCACACAGCCGGGAUCCCCUCGAGAUCCCCAGGAUCCAGCUGGGAUCACCGGGAUCCCCCAGGAACCCUCCACACCACCGGGAUCCCCUCGAGAUCCC
Molecule: messenger RNA, 2660 nt
Organism: Nothoprocta perdicaria
Lineage: Eukaryota; Metazoa; Chordata; Aves; Tinamiformes; Tinamidae
Gene: SUPT5H
Product: SPT5 homolog, DSIF elongation factor subunit
Exons: 18
Coding region: 1-2463 (820 amino acids)
Biological process (GO): transcription elongation by RNA polymerase II; regulation of transcription by RNA polymerase II; regulation of DNA-templated transcription elongation
Cellular component (GO): DSIF complex
Molecular function (GO): mRNA binding; protein binding
Source: RefSeq, a predicted model, not a curated record